Molecule: messenger RNA, 1502 nt
Organism: Phoenix dactylifera (date palm)
Lineage: Eukaryota; Viridiplantae; Streptophyta; Magnoliopsida; Arecales; Arecaceae
Product: EID1-like F-box protein 3
Molecular function (GO): protein binding
Source: RefSeq, a predicted model, not a curated record
GCAUUUGUGACUGGGUGACCGGGAACCGCGCUGAUCCGACCCCUUAGUUUUUCAAAACGAAUCAAAUCCAAGAAAGAAACCGGAGUCCGCGGAGCGCCGGACACGGAGCCAAGCGCUUUAAAUAUCCUGACCAAACCGCCCGCAGACCCACCCCGAUCCACAACUCCCGGCCAUGAUCGACAACAUCCGAAACCCCGAAUCCACGUGCAACGACCCCAGCUGCAGCGGCGGCGGCGGCGGCGGCAAUGCGGCAGGGGUGGCGAUCCCUGGAGGCGGCGCCCGAGGCGGCGGAGGCGACGAGAACACGGGGCUCCAGGACGAGCGGGUGCUAAUGCUGGUUUUCCGGUCUCUUAACUGGGACCCCCACCUCGUGUGCAUCGCCGCCUGCGUCUCCCGCCGCCUCCGCGCCGUCGCCAACCGCGUCCUCUGGCGAGAGCUCUGCAUCUCCCGCGCCCCACGCAUGGUCUCCGCCCUCACUGCCGGCGGCGGCGCCACCCGUAUCGGCGGCGGGUGGCACGCCCUCGCGAAGCUCCUCUUCUUCUGCUGCGGCUGCGCCGCCUCCACCCGCUUCUUCCCCUUCCCGGAGAGCCGCCUCCCGACCCCCGGCCACUUCGCCCCCGUCUCCCGCUUCUCCAAGACCUCCGGCCGCUCCUUUCUUUCCCGCCGCUGCUGGGGCGACCUCCUCUACGUCUCUGACCCCUGCGAGCACGCCGCCACUUCCCCGUCGGACGAGGCCGACCUCGGCGCUUACCGCGGGGUCUUCCGGGGGUUCAUGCGCUCGAGGACCCGGGCCUGUCUCAUCGGCCGGCAGGUGGAGCUGGAGUCCCGGGUGCGCUGCCCCUACUGCGGCGCCCGUGUCUGGAGCAUGACCGCCGCCGGGCUCGUCCCUCGCAGCGCUUCCCGCCGCCUCGGCUCCCACGAGGGCGACCUCGAGUACUUCGUCUGCGUCAACGGCCACCUCCAUGGCUUCUGCUGGCUUGCCCAUUUAUCCUCCACUGACGACGACGACGACGAAGAUCAUGACGACGACGACGACGACGAAGAAGAAGAUCAUGACGACGACGACGACGACGACGGUCAUGUUGCAUGUUGAAACAGAGACAGAGAUGUGUGCGUGUGUGUGUGUGUGUGUGAGAGAGAGAGAGAGAGAGAGAGAGAGAGAGAGAGAGAGGGAGGUAGGUUUAGGUGUUGAUGCGUUUGGUUGUUUGUUUGGGAAGAGGCACAGUAGGUAGCCUGUUGUGUUUUUUUUUUUUUUUUUGGUUGGUCCACUGUUUCACUUGAUCCAUCCCCUGCUUCUCUCCUUCCGAUUUCAAAAUAAAAGGAGUAUCCUGUACGCUCCCUGCCAUGUUUACCGUACUAUUUUGUACUGUAUUCUAGCCUGAGCUUUGUCCAGUAUGCCGAAUCCGUGAUUGUUGGCCUUUAGUUCGUUUUUUUGUCAAGACUUGGGAGGAACAGGGGAUGCCCCUGUUCUCUCGGUUUAGAAUUUGGAAUUUUGGAUUGGA